AUGUCGUCUAAAAUGAUUAUCCACGGUUUGAACGUGCCACUGUGCGACACGGUCAAUCCGGAAAACACCGACAAUUGCUUCCCCUACUCUUUCAAAGGGAAAAAGAGUGAGAUUCUACCCAGAGGCUGGCAGGCAACCACCAACAGCCGGCCAUUGCCCGGUGAGAUUGUCUAUGAGCAGAACGAGGAGAUGAGGCAUUCCGACGGUGUCAAGAUAUAUUACGAUGUCUGCCGCCCCAACACGACGGACAAAGUCCCUGCUCUGCUUGCUCUGAGCCCCUACGGUAAGGGAGGUCACGGGUUCCUCAACUACGUUAUACUUCCCUACAGGGUGGGGAUGCCCGAGGAAAGUCUCUCUGGAUUAGAGAAAUUCGAGUCAGUCGACCCCGCCGAGUGGGUUCCGAGGGGCUAUGCCGUUGUCAACGUUGAUAUUCGCGGGUCCUGGGACUCGGAGGGCAACCUGUACAUUGAAGGAAUGCAGCCAGCUCGCGAUGCUGCCGAGAUCGUCGAGCACAUUGCCGCCCAGCCUUGGUGCUCGGGCUCGGUAGGCAUGCAAGGCAACUCGUGGCUGGCAGCCGUGCAAUGGAGUACAGCGACACUGGCUCCCCCGUCUCUCAAGUGCAUUGCGCCCUGGGAGGGGUUCACUGACAAGUACCGCGAGGUGAUUACUCGCGGUGGCAUCACCGAUGGCACCUUUGUCAACUUGGUGUACAAUGCCACCGUCCGGGGCCGGCAGAAGCGCGAGGAUAUUGUCGCGGCGGCCAUCAAGUGGCCCCUCAUCAACGAAUACUGGGAAGACAAGAUCAUCAAGACGAAGAAGAUCAAGAUCCCCAUCUACGCCGUUGCCAGCUACGGAUCGGGCAUCCACGGUUACGGCACGAUCCAGGGAUUCCGCAAGGCUCAGAGCGACAAGAAGUGGCUGCGCAUUCACAGCACCCAGGAGUGGUUCGACCUCUAUCGAAAGGACAACACGGACGAUCUCCAAAAGUUCUUUGACCGCUAUCUCAAGGGCGUCGAGAAUGACUGGGAAAAGACAAACCCUGUCCGCGUCUCUAUUCUCACCUUUGGAGACCGUUAUGGGCCCCAACCUAUUGUGAACUUUCCCCAAGACACUUACCCCCCAAAGAAGACAGAGUACAAGCGCUUUUUCCUCUCGGAAAACACACUUUCUCCUUACUACUCGGACGCCAUCGGAAAGGUAUCCUACCAGUCUGACGAUGCAAAGGCUCCGGCGGCCGAGUUCAAGUUCAUCUUCUCCAAGACCACGACACUCGCUGGCUACUCAAAGGCCAAGCUCUGGGUUUCGGCCGACGAGGCCGACGACUUGGACAUUUAUCUGUCCCUGCGCAAGGUUGACAGGAACGGCAAGCUCUUGGAGCACAUCAAUCUUCCCUGGUCGGCCCUACCGCCUGAUGUGAGCGCGCAGGAAGACGUGCCAAACUCGAACAUUGUCAAGUAUCUGGGACCUCAGGGUAUUCUUCGCGUCUCGCACCGCGCCCAGGAUCCGUCCAAGCAGGACAGCAUCAUGCCGUACCAUCCUCACAAGUCCAUUGACAAGAUCAAGCCGGGCGAAAUCGUGCCGGUCGAGAUUGGAAUCUGGCCCAUGGGAAUCAAAUUCUACGAGGACGAAGGUAUCGUGUUGCGCGUUCAAGGUUUUAAGGAUGCCUUUUGGGAAGUGCCGGAGUUUCAAAAGGGCAACGUCUCUGGCGUCAACAAGGGUAAAAACAACAUUCAUUUCGGCGGUCGAUAUGACACUGUCUUGACCCUUCCUUUCAUACCCAAUGUUUGA
Molecule: messenger RNA, 1788 nt
Organism: Ilyonectria robusta
Lineage: Eukaryota; Fungi; Ascomycota; Sordariomycetes; Hypocreales; Nectriaceae
Product: Alpha/Beta hydrolase protein
Exons: 5
Coding region: 1-1788 (595 amino acids)
Molecular function (GO): dipeptidyl-peptidase activity
Source: RefSeq, a predicted model, not a curated record